UGCACAGAAAUUAAAUAGCGAUAAUAAACAGGCCAGGCCGAGAGAGGUGAAACUACGUUUUUAGGUGUGCGUAGACUUUAAACACUUCUAGACAUUGCUGUGCACUUCAGAUGCUUCCGUAAGAUUAGUUGCUAUUUAUGUUAAUACAAUAAAAUCGGCACUGAUUUCGUCAUCGGCUGUCUAAUCGGGGUUGGAAGAAGAGGAAAAGCGGAAAGUAUGUAGGAGUUAUUUCUCCCUUCUUCCCCACCUACACUUGCAUCCAAAACAAGAAACUGCACAAAAGCCGGUCAAACACUUCGCAUUCACCCGCAAAUCGAUGGCGGACAGCAUCGGAGAUGAAGCCAACGGUUCCGUGGGAACGGGUCAGGGCCACGGCACCCAGUUACUGUCCCCGAGUUUGGGUAAUUCCAUACCAGGGAAUUCUUCAGCCUCACCGCAUCCGGCAGAAGCCGCAGAGACCGGCCUGGCUGUGAUCGGUCCCUGGGUCGCGCAUACGGUCACUCCUGCCGCGGUGAGCGGGCUCGGUGUGCUGAGCCACGCUAUCGACUCCACCGCAGCCGUUCCUCUAUCACUGCCUCCCGGUAUCGGCUUGGCAGUUCCGGGCGGUGCGCCGAAUCUGGCCGGAGCGGGCCUCCUGUCUCAAAUUCAUGCGACCUCCUGGGACCCCACACUAAGCACGGACUGGGACAACGAGAAGGCGUCUCAGCAAUGUAUUCUGAGGAUUAAAAGAGAUAUCAUGUCCAUCUAUAAAGAACCUCCUCCGGGUAUGUUUGUGGUCCCAGAUCCUCAUGAUAUGACCAAGAUUCACGCCCUCAUCACCGGUCCCUUUGACACACCAUACGAGGGGGGUUUCUUCCUAUUCCUGUUCCGUUGUCCCCCUGACUAUCCCAUCCACCCUCCACGGGUCAAACUUAUUACUACCGGUCACAACACUGUUCGCUUUAACCCCAACUUCUACCGAAAUGGCAAAGUGUGCCUCAGCAUCCUCGGCACUUGGACUGGGCCAGCGUGGAGUCCCGCCCAAAGCAUCUCCUCGGUUCUCAUAUCUAUACAGUCACUAAUGACAGAGAACCCUUACCACAAUGAGCCUGGCUUUGAGCAGGAAAGGCAUCCGGGUGACAGCAAAAACUACAAUGAGUGUAUCCGGCACGAGACCAUGCGAGUUGCUGUGUGCGAUAUGUUGGAGGGUAAAGUGCCGUGUCCAGAGGCCUUAUGGAAUGUGAUGGAGAAAUCUUUCCUGGAGUACUAUGAUUUCUAUGAAGGGGUUUGCAAAGAACGUCUUCAUCUUCAAGGGCAGAACAUGCAGGAUCCAUUUGGGGAGAAGAGAGGUCGCUUUGACUAUCAGGGCCUGUUAACUCGUCUCAGAGCAAUCCAGAGGCGGUUGCGGGAAAAGUGCCCACCGGAAGAUAAUGACUCUGAUUCGGACACCAGCUCUUCCGGUACCGAUCCGGACAGUCAGGGCAGCUCACAGCCUUAGAGCGUUCUCUAGGGCCGCAAAGAGAGAAGGUUAGAUCGAUUCCCUUUACACCUGCAGCUCCGGACAAUUCAAGUGAGCACUAACGCAAGGAGGGCUGAAUAAAUGGAGAAUCUGCUCGUGAAGAUCAGGGGUCCUGACAGUUUCUGUCUCUUUUGAUUGGUUAAUAUUAUUCCUCUUGCUCUUUGAGUGCUGGCCAAUGACUGCCUUUUUGUUUUGCUGUUUUUCUUUCAUGCAGAAGAGUUUCAGGCAGGAAUGAGAAUGAGGGUCUUGCAAAUAAUAUCUAUGUGUGCAUGUGUGUGUUUGUAAAAGAGAGAAAUGUACAUGUCGCCCCCUUCAGCAGGUCAACAAAUCAUCUGCCACUCCAGUUCACGUUUUUCUGCCAUCAGCUUCAUUCAGUUUAGAGAAAUAUAAUCAACUUAUAGUCAUGCUAGUUAAAUAAAUAAAGAAAAUAAAAUCUGAUUUAAAACACAAGGGUCUGCUUGCAAAUACACACAUCUCGUUUUAUAGUUUGCAUAUAUUAUUUUUCACUGUGUCCUUGAUGGCGAUAGCAAUUAAACUCUUCUCUUGUUGACUAAAAAGUGAUUACAAUUAUAAGUUGUAACUGUUACUAAGUGAUAAUUAAACAUUCAUUAAGAGGGAGAAAAAACUGAUUCAACUUCAAAAUAAAUGUACAUAUAUUUGUUUAUAGAAAAGUUUUAUUUUAAUGUUCAAUGUUAUUAAGAUGCUGUUGAACAGGAACUGUUAUUUGCAUUCUGAUCUUGUUGGAUUCCCCAAGGAAUAAUGAGGACUAAACGUUUCCUUUCAAGUGUCGUUUACUCAUUGGAAGUACAGUUUGUGUGGUGUAUUAUAUCUGUCUCUAAUUGUGAAGCUGUCAGGUGUGAACAAAGAGAUCUGUUCUGUCAUUGUUUCACAAAAAAUCCUGGGGAACCAAAAUUUCAAUGAGACGAAGACUUGUUUUUACAGUCAUCCUUUGAUAGCAGUUCCACGUCAGCUUAAGCUUAAUAUUGCUAUAAAUGUAGUUUUCACCGGGAUACUGUGGUCACUGGUGUUCUCUUAUGCAACUAGAUAACUAACACAAAGUGAAGGCCAAGGAAGAGUAUCCUUUUGGUCGGCUAUUACGUGGCACCUUCAUGUCUAGGUCUUCUUGUAAAGAUCUUAUUAGUUUUCAUAUUAUAAAGUGCACCGUGCAAAAUGUUUUUUGCACCGAUUCUAUUGCAAUGCAUCCCUUUAAUUAACAGGUUGAUAUAGUUUUCCACAGCACAUUAAUCACACAGCCUUAUGUUUUCUGCAUACAUGUACAUUUAUCUUGCUUUUAUCCCAGGACAAGCAGGUUUUUGUUUAGAACAUUUGCGACUCUUGCAAAGCUUAGACCUGGGUUAAGUGAUGGUUGAGAAUGAAAUGAAAAACUAUACAAAACAAUGCCAUUAACAAAGUUUAACAUAUACUAAAUGGACCAAGUACAGUUCUGAGGUUUUGCAUGUGCUAAGAGAUUUUAUGCAGUUUUUCCUCUUAAACGAGAGAGAAUAUACUCAGACAGCAUUGUUUCUUUGUUGUUCCUUUUUAAUGAACAAUUCAAGUGUAUGUUUUCCUUAUUGAAGGUCCUUAACUAAAAAACUGAAUUGGACUUUGUGAUGUACUAAUGCUUUUUCCUUGUUAGCGAAAUCAGAAUAAAUUGGGUAAUUAAUAAAUGUAUCAGUCAGUUGCAACUGUAAGAAGAAAAUAUACUGUAUAAAAAAAUUCUGAUUA
Messenger RNA from Paramisgurnus dabryanus, 3223 nucleotides. It is a transcript of the gene ube2z, whose product is annotated as ubiquitin-conjugating enzyme E2Z. The record is from RefSeq and is a predicted model, not a curated record. Gene Ontology annotation, cellular component: nucleus. Gene Ontology annotation, biological process: negative regulation of apoptotic process. Gene Ontology annotation, molecular function: cysteine-type endopeptidase inhibitor activity. Lineage: Eukaryota; Metazoa; Chordata; Actinopteri; Cypriniformes; Cobitidae.